Molecule: messenger RNA, 2628 nt
Organism: Sphaeramia orbicularis (orbiculate cardinalfish)
Lineage: Eukaryota; Metazoa; Chordata; Actinopteri; Kurtiformes; Apogonidae
Gene: palm3
Product: paralemmin 3
Exons: 8
Coding region: 505-1824 (439 amino acids)
Biological process (GO): regulation of cell shape
Cellular component (GO): membrane
Source: RefSeq, a predicted model, not a curated record
CGUCUGGAGGGCCGGCCCCUCCGUAAUGACUGGAGUCAGGUAACCAGCACCGGCCAGACCCGCGCGCUCCUCCUGCCGCACGGGCGCACACGCACGGACGGAGGCGGACACACAGGGGCUUUCCGGGACCGUUUCACCGCGUUGUUCCUCAUGUCCCGACUUUCUGCGUGAAAACAAACUUUCCCGACCAGUAAUAGCGCCAUCGGUGUAGUUUUUCCUUCUUUUCUUUUUUUUUUUUUUUUCUCCGUCUGGCGUUCAUGUGACGAUCGGCGCGUCGGGAGCAGGUCAGUGAAGGCAACAUCAGGUGUUCGACCACAGAGGGAAGUUUGUGUCGACUUUACCCACUCUCUUGCCCCUUCAUUCCACCCCUGAAAGGAGGAUCUCUGUUUUUUUUUUUCAGUCGUGUGCUUGUUUGAACUUUUAUUUAUUUGAUACUUGGUUUUAUUUCCUCUCCAGUUUGUUGGACUUAACAUAUCAAGUGGCCAAGGUUAAACAGGUGCCAGGAUGGAUGAGACGGAGAAGUAUAAACAGCGUCUGGAGGCCAUUGCGGAGAAGCGUCGGCUCCAGGAGGAGCAGGACAGAGCGAGGAGAGAGAUGGAGGAUGAGAGGUUGAGACUACAGCAGCUCAAGAGGAAAUCUCUAAGGGACCAGUGGCUAAUGGAGGGAGCUCCCUUGUCCCCAACGUCCCUGGAGGCCCCUCGCUCCCCGCUGUGGGGAUCUCAAGCCCAGGAGAUCGAAAAGAACAUUGACAAGUUGCAGUCAGAGAGUCAGCGGUUGGCAGAGGAGGAGGAGAAGCUGAAAGAACAGAUGGAAGACGGCCAAACAGAGCCAGUUAACGUGGCAGAGACAGCAGCGGAACUCAUCAAAGAGGUUGUGCAGAACGGGGAAAACAAUGUAGAAGUCUCAGGUGAUGCAAUGAAAAGUGAAAUCUCACUGGAUGAACCUGCAGCUGUCCUAACCAAUGGUGGAAACAUAGAAGUAGAAACCAGUCCCAGUGUGUCAGCGCAGGAAGAUCAGUCCAACACCAACGGGCCGAUUGUAGAUACCAAGGGUGUUGUUGGCAUGAUGUCCAGCCCAGGUUUUUCUGAGGCAGAGUCUGGCCAGGUUCCAAAUAUCAACAUUAAUGAAGAGGAGGAGGAAGAGGAAGGGACCAUGGUAAUUAGAGCAGAAUGUGUGAUCAUCACUGACGAAGGAGAUGAUGUACCUGAGGAUAGUAAACCCCAGGAGAAUGAGCAGACCAUGCCGCCAGAGGAAACCCCCCUUCCAAAUCAAGAUGGAGUAGAAACGGAAGAGACUGUGACAGAAUCAGAGAAGAGUGAGGCUAGGUCAGUCACAACUGAGGAGCAGCCACAAACUGGAGGUGGAGACAUGGAAGGUGAUGUAGAGCCAAAUGAAAAUGGCACAGAAGAGGACGACAAAUCAGAAGCCCCAACGUCUGUGCUACUGCUAUCCCCAGCCGAAGCUCAAGAGGGCGCUACAGUGGCUUCAGUACCCGUCUACUCUGAGACGCAGCCCUCUGUUACUAUAACUGAGGUAGAGGCUGAACCUGCACAAGCUCCAGAGGGAGCUGAAGCAGCGUUAAAACCCCAAGAACCUGUCACUGUGGAGUUCCAGGAGAUCCCUCUGGCUGAACCUAAGGGUAACCAGAGGACAGGAGAUGGGCCAGGGGAACAAGAGCCCCUUCUGUCUCAGGUCAAAGCCCCCGAGACUCAAGCAGCAGCAGCAGGUAGCACCCCAGAGACACCGAGCCCGAACAGGGUCGCCCAGGGAGACGACACCAAGGCACCCAAACGUAAAACCUGCCAGUGUUGCUCUGUGAUGUGAACCCUCCCUCCCUCCUUCUUCAGCCUGCCACCAACACUUCUGUUCCUUUAGAUCUGACUCCUUCACCAGCCAUUCUGUUUGACGCUUCCCUUUUUCAUACCAGUGUAUCUUCAAACUAAUAACCAUUCCCUCCUAACCCUCUGCCUUCAUUCCUUAUGUUCCUCUGGACAUUUCUUCAUCCCACUCCUGAGCUUUGAUACUCCGCAAGGAAGUGAACUCUUUCCAACGUUGAAAGGAGAGGGGACGGGCUUGGACUUGUUAGCGUUUAAGUGCCUUGCUACCUAGGACUAUGCAAUGUGGACCAAAAAACCUGUGGUGUUUUCAUACACCUGAUUUUAUUUUACCUGCUGGAACAUAAAGCAGACCAGGAGCGUAAAAAAAAAACCUCAUUUUAAAUGCAGUUAACCAAAUAAACAGACAGAACACGUAUUCAUUUAUACUAUUGUAUCCACGUUUAAUUCAUUCUGGUAAUUUUCCUAAUGUAAUUAUUAACAGGAGGAGUAUGGAGACCCAGAGAGGAUUUUGUUGUUAUUUAAUAACUCUACAGCUGAAUAUUUUAUUGAUUUGAAUAAAUGGACUGAACAUUUUAUCCACUCUGUAAUUACCAUGCUUCUGAUUCAGUAUGAGAUGGUUGUAAACACCAACGGGAGGUUUUUUUUAGACCAAAUAUGCUUUUUAAGAGAUGCUCUAGAGUGUGUGAGCUCUGUGAAUGUACAUAUAAUAUGUACAGAAAGCAUGUGGAUUUGCAAGUGACUGAGAUUGAUGAUUUGUUGAUUUGAUGAUUAAACUGGCAUUUGUAGUACA